UUAAGCGUGUCAGUCUUAAUGUUGGUGUUUGAAGGAGAGGGUAUUUUGAAUUCUCUCAUCAAUAAACUACCUAUUGAACUUCACUUACCUAGCUAUCAGUACUGUGGACCUGGUACAAAAUUGGAAAAACGUCUUGAUCGUGGAGAUCCGGGCAUCAACCCCUUGGACGCUGCUUGUAAACAACACGAUAUUUCUUACUGGAAGAAUAAGUCUCUCGAAGAACGACACAAAGCCGAUCAGAUACUUGAAGAUAAAGCUUGGGCACGCGUCAAAUCAAAAGACGCUUCAAUGGGAGAGAAAGCUGCUGCAUUACUUGUAACAGGCGGAAUGAAGGUGAAAAGAAAGCUGGGAAUGGGUUGUCGUCGUCGUCGCAAACGUCGUUCCUUGCAUCGAGAUGUUAUUCUGAAAGUGGGAAAGUCAUUGAAGAGAGGAACAUCUUUGAAAGACACCGCAACGUUUGCCUUACGAGCAGCCAAAGCACUUAUUAAUGAAUUUGGUGGCAAAAAAGAAGUCGAGGUUCCUCGAGUAAUACCUGUAGCGAAAUCCGGAGGUUUCCUACCACUUAUUCCUUUGUUUGCCGGUCUUUCGGCACUUGGAGCUUUGUCAGGUGGUGCUGCUGGGAUUGCAAAAACUGUCAUUGAUGCUAAGCAUGCGCAAAAGAAAUUGGAGGAAGAUGUACGUCAUAAUAAGGCUAUGGAACGUAUAGGAUCUGGCCUAUACUUGAAAAAGUAUUCAAAAGGUGGAUUUGGAUUGUAUUUAAAAAAACAAAAAAAAAACUAAUAAAGCUACCCAAUCAC
Diorhabda sublineata is the source of this 797-nucleotide messenger RNA. RefSeq lists its product as uncharacterized. Gene Ontology annotation, biological process: arachidonate secretion; phospholipid metabolic process. Bases 19 to 780 code for a protein of 253 amino acids. Gene Ontology annotation, molecular function: structural molecule activity; A2-type glycerophospholipase activity. NCBI's taxonomy places the organism in Eukaryota, Metazoa, Arthropoda, Insecta, Coleoptera, Chrysomelidae. The transcript is spliced from 2 exons. The record is from RefSeq and is a predicted model, not a curated record.